AUGUCCCCUCUCGCAGGCAACGUCGUCCCCGUCGUCGACUUUUCCGAGUUCAUCAACCCUCCCAGUCCGGAGAUUAAGCAGGCUGUUGCAAACCGCAUCGUCAAAGCCUUUUGCACUGUCGGCUUCGUCUACCUCGUCAAUCACGGAAUCCCUCUAGAAUCCAUCGACGAGUGCUAUGACUGGAGCAAGAAGUUCUUCGCCCUUCCUGUGGAGGAGAAGAAAUUCUGUCUGCGUGUACAUCCUCCUACCGGGCCAUAUCAUCGUGGGUGGUCGGGUGUCGCCAACAGUGGCCCAGGGCCCGUAGUCCGCGAAGCGAUGGAGCUUUCGCGAGAUGACGUUCCCGCGUUCCCAAAUCGCUGGCCGUCCGAGUCCAGCCUCCCAGGGUUCCGCGCCUUCUGCCUGCAAUUCUUCUCCACUUGCCACCACACGCAGCUCCAGAUCCUGUCUGCUAUCGCACUCGGCCUUGGGUUGCCGGAAGAGUACUUCUCUCCCUACCACAGUGAAGCGGAGAACCAGCUGCGAUUCUUGUUCUAUCUCCCUGUGUCGGAGGAAGCGCUUAGGACACGCGAGGAGGAGAGGCUCGAUGCGCAUACGGACAUCAGGACUUUGACGAUGCUCUUCCAGGACGAGGUUGGUGGGCUGGAGGUAGAGGACCCAGGGAAUCCGGGCGUGUUCCGCGCGAGUCCACCUAUAAGGGGAGCCAUGAUCAUUAAUAUCGGUGACUUGCUCGCGAGAUGGACGAACGACGUUCUUCAUUCGCCGCUUCACAGGGUCACCGCACCCCCUCUCUCUUCAUCUUCCGAACAAGACGCUGGCAACCGCAACCGCAUGACGCCCCCGCGGUACUCCAUCCCUUACUUUGCGACGCCCAACCUGGAUGCGGUUAUCGACUGCGUUCCUGGGAGCUGGGGAGAGGGCAAGAUGAAGAAAUACGAGCCGAUCAGUGUGAGAGAUUACAUCAAUAUGACUGUCAGUUCUAAGCAUAGGGGUUACAACUAUGUCAAAUGA
Dacryopinax primogenitus is the source of this 1008-nucleotide messenger RNA. Its product is annotated as flavonol synthase/flavanone 3-hydroxylase. Lineage: Eukaryota; Fungi; Basidiomycota; Dacrymycetes; Dacrymycetales; Dacrymycetaceae. Bases 1 to 1008 code for a protein of 335 amino acids. The record is from RefSeq and is a predicted model, not a curated record. Gene Ontology annotation, molecular function: dioxygenase activity. The transcript is spliced from 6 exons.